CAAACUGCACAUGAAAGCAUCGUGCUUUGCAUCACGACAUUUCGUACAGUGGUAUUAUUGCUCUUGUCUGUUGUCUUCGUGUUUGUAGCAAACGCUAACCACCGUUCAAAUCAUAGGAAAAAUGCUAGUUUUUCUAUUCGCCUAAAAUUUGCGCUCUCCUUAAACGUUUCCUAGCUCAUCUUUAUAAGAUUUCGAUUCAGGUACGUCGUUACCAUAAAACUAGCUAGCUUGCUAGCCAGUCGUGAAAAAAAAUGAAUUCCAGCACGCACGUCGUUCAGGUGACGAAUGUCUCCCCGAGCACAACGUCCGAGCAAAUGAGGACUCUGUUUGGAUUUCUCGGAACCAUAGAGGAGCUCAAACUAUUUCCACCUGAUGACUCUCCCUUGCCUGUGACUUCACGUGUCUGUUUUGUAAAGUUCCUUGAGGCCGAGUCAGUUGGAGUUUCACAACACCUGACAAACACCGUCUUCGUGGACAGAGCCUUGAUUGUGGUCCCUUUUGCUGAAGGAGUCAUUCCUGAUGAGUCUAAAGCUAUGUCGCUGCUGGCUCCAGCCAAUGCCGUGGCAGGAAUGAUGCCUGGUGGAGGCCUUCUCCCAACACCCAACCCUCUAGCAUCAAUGGGAGGGACACCAUUCGGAGGCCUUGGAGCUCCUAACAUGGAGCAGAUGGCUGCCAUGGGACUUUCAGGAGCUAACAUGAGCCCCCAGGCUCUUUCUGCAGACUUCCUGAAGCUCAUGCAGUCCAUAGACCCUAAAUUGAAUCCAUUAGCGGCCGGACUGAAUUUGAAUCCAGGACUGAAAACUGAUGCCUCCAAUAAGGAAAUUGAGGAGGCCAUGAAGAGAGUCAGAGAGGCACAGUCUCUCAUUUCUGCAGCCAUUGAACCAGGAAGUAAGAAGGAUGACAAGCGCAAACAUUCCCGCUCCCGUUCGCGGUCACGGCGCAGACGGUCCAGAUCUCGCUCAAGACAUAGAAGUUCAAAGAGCAGGUCUCGGCGAAGGUCCCAUUCGAGGAGUCGGAGGAGGUCCAAGAGCCCGCGGAGGAGGAGGUCCCACUCCCGGGAUAGAAGCCGCCGCAGUAGAUCUAGGGACAGGAGAAAGGAGGAAAAGUCUAAGAAAAAGUCCAAGACACCUCCCAAGAGCUACAGCAGCGCGAGGAGGUCUCGCAGCAUCAGUCGGAGGCACAGGCGAAGUCGCAGUGCAUCUCGGUCCCCACGGAGGAGGCUGUCCAGGUCUCCUUCACCCAGACGCCACAAGAAAGAGAAGAAGAAGGACAAGGAUCGCGAGAAGGACCGUGAGCGAGACAGAAGGGACGACAGGGACCGGAGCAGGGAUGAACGAGAACGCUCCAGCAGUAAGAAGAAGAAGAGCAAAGACAAAGAGCGAGAUCGCGACCGCAAGUCUGAUAGUGAAAAAGGAGAUGUCAAGGUGACCCGGGAUUACGAUGAAGAGGAGCAAGGUUAUGACAGUGAAAAGGAAGGCGAGGAGGAUGAUGAUGAGAGGAAAAGCGACUCUGACUCUGCAUCAUCCCCCAAAGGCCAGGAGGAGAUGGAGAGAUCAGAAGGCCAAAUGCUCAAAAAGUCCAAACUGAAUGGAGAUGAUCACCAUCAGGAGGACAUGGAGAUGAGUGACUAAGAACAAACCAGACCGUUACCUUUCCACUGUCUUUUUAUAUUUUUAAUGUAGGCCAUGUCUGUGCCUGAUCAAAGUUAAAAAAAAAAAAAAAAGUCUUAACUGUAGAAGCAUUGGGGAAGGGUGUAGAAGGAAACCAGUCAAGUCACUUCUGUAAAGCAAAAACGAGACUAAAACAUGAAAAACAUGACAUAGUUUUAAAUUGUCAGUGCUGUACUUGUUUAAAGAUCCUGUUUUUGUUACCUUUGUGUUCCUACUUCGUCUUCCUGACAAUAGAAUACACAGCACACUUGAGUGCUGUGAAUGUUUAACGAGUCAGGGUCGAGUUCUUUCCUCUCACGCACCGUUCAAUACUUUUUGCUUCAACUGUAGUUGACUCGGCCGACUUUCAUAUUUACAACUGUCAUUAGUGUACACUGUAGAUUGAAAUGUGUUGUUACAGUACUUUGUCUGCAGUAGGUUUUCCAAAGGAAACCAAUAAAACUUGGUAACACUGUC
Molecule: messenger RNA, 2126 nt
Organism: Monopterus albus (swamp eel)
Lineage: Eukaryota; Metazoa; Chordata; Actinopteri; Synbranchiformes; Synbranchidae
Product: serine/arginine-rich splicing factor 11
Exons: 12
Coding region: 252-1631 (459 amino acids)
Cellular component (GO): nucleoplasm
Molecular function (GO): RNA binding
Source: RefSeq, a predicted model, not a curated record